This is a messenger RNA of Odobenus rosmarus divergens (Pacific walrus), 540 nucleotides long. RefSeq names its product chromosome unknown open reading frame, human C7orf66. NCBI's taxonomy places the organism in Eukaryota, Metazoa, Chordata, Mammalia, Carnivora, Odobenidae. The record is from RefSeq and is a predicted model, not a curated record.
AUGAUGGUUAUGAUGUUACCCAAAAAUGGUCCUUCUUACAUCUCCACACCUCAUCUAGCUCCUCAGAGCCUUUUCAGCCUCAUCUGCCUUGCAGUGAUCCUUUGGGGAAGGUGGGAAGUUCCUUUCGUAGAAAUAAAAAUGGAAUUUGGUAGGAAUAAAAAAUGUGGGUUGAGGAAAUUGUCUGCCUCAUCCUGCAGGAAUCCUAUGGAGCACUGGGAGAUACGGAGCCUUACCUGCAUUUUCUCAGCAUUUUUUCCCCUCUUCCCUGAUUUCACACUAGCUGCAGUCACUCUUUCUGCACCCCCAGUGUCCUGCCUUCUCAAGCAUUUUUAUAUCCUGGACUUUUUGCAUGCAGUGAUGUAAAGGGAAUUCUCAAUUUAGUUUUGUCGUAUGAUGAAUCAGAGACACAAAUUAAGAGUCCAUGAGGGAUACAUAUUUCAAGUGAAAGAUGCAUAAAAAAAGAUCUUCAGCAAGAAACCAGUGGUUUAUGCAAAAUCCUUUCCAAAUGAAACUGAGAAAAAAAUUUGUAAAAGUUACUAA